UGCCGGAGGCCAAAGACUCUCGUCGCGAGGGUAGUAGACGCGCCGCGUUUUCCGCCGGACCUCUUCGCUCAACUCGGCUCUACUUACUCGUGUCCUCUCCUCCACCUUCUCCCUCGCCUCCCCGUGUCCCACGCCAGCAUCACCGCCCCCGCGCCGGCUCUCGCGUCCACCGACCGACAUCUACGCCGGCUUAGACUGGCCGCGCGCCGCGUAUGCACCGCGUGCACUCCCAGCAUCGCCGUCGACACCGCGACACGCUGCUCGUCCUCGUCGUCGGCCACCAGGUACCAGCGCCGCGCGUCGUGCACGUCGCCGCCGACGACGACGGCGACGACGACGACGACGACGAGAACGACAGCGAGGGUGACGACGACGCGAUCCUACGACACCGUAGACCGAGUGGUCCAGGGUGACGGCUGAAGCAGCGCUCACGAAUCUGCCCCUCGUCGUCGUCUUCCUUCUUCUCCUCGCGGGUACCAGGCGGCGAGAGCUCGAAUUCGGCCCACAGGAUCGAAGGAUGCUGGCCCGCUGCCUAAUCUUCGCAGGUGCAGCUGCUGUAGUAACGUCCGCGGGCGGGCACGGCUUCGACGCGCACUUACGCGGGCCCAGCUUCGUGCUGGAGCCGCCGUCGAGGAUCGAGUUCUCGAAUUCCAGCGGCGCCUGGUUGGACUGCACGGCCUCCGGAAGUCCGCCACCCAAUAUCGACUGGUCCACCGCGGACGGGCAUCCGGUGAGCGAUGUGUCGGGUGUGCGGAGGGUCCUCAGAAACGGCACCCUGGUGCUCUUGCCGUUUCCGGCCGCGGCCUAUCGGCAGGACGUGCAUAGCGCCGCGUACAGGUGCGUCGCCAGCAACUCCGUCGGCAGGGUGCUCAGCCGCGACGUGCAGGUCCGAGCAGUGGUGGCUCAGGCAUACAAAGUCGACGUGGAGGUGACGGGAGGCGCGUCGAGGGGAUGCACGGCGAUAUUGCGCUGCAUCAUACCCAGCUACGUGAAAGAUUUGGUGCGCGUCGUGGCCUGGCUGCACGAGCCCUCGUCCCACAUAUAUCCUUCGCUGCAAGGAGACGGCAAGUUCCACCUGCUUCCCACGGGAGAGCUUCUGGUGCACAGCCUCGAGUUCAACGACCAGCUGAACGGCUACAAAUGCCGCACGAUGCACCGUCUCACGAGACAAGUGGUCGUUAGCUCCGCGGCCAACAUUAGGAUAGCAGAUCACAGAGGCGUAAUGCCUCCCGUGAUACUCGAAAAUUCCGGCGUCGUUCACGUCGCCCAGGACGAAUCGACGUCGUUAGUCUGCGUGGCGCAAGCCUGCCCUUCGCCUGAAUAUCGGUGGUACGCACAAACCGGUGCGGAACCGAUGCUGGUACUCUCCGGGCCCCGAACCCGUCUGCUCGGCUCGGUAUUGGCUAUCGAGGCGGUGACGUUAGAAGACAGCGGGGUUUACCGUUGCUCCGCUUCCAAUCCUGGUGGCGAGGCGAGCGCUGAGAUCAGGUUAAUCGUGACGGCGCCUCUUCACGUGGAAGUGACGCCUCCGUUGCUAAGCGUUCACCUGGGCGGCAACGCCGAGUUCAGAUGCGAGGUCGGCACGCAUCCGCAAGCCGGGCCGCACUUUAUCACGUGGUACAAGGACGGUCGGCAACUUCCAGGGACAGGGAGGCAAUCGGAAUUGUUAAGGCUCAACGGGAUCGGCCGGGAGGAUCGCGGCAUGUAUCAGUGCAUUGUACGACGGUCGGAGGGCGAUACAGCUCAAGCGUCGGCGGAACUUCAACUGGGUGACGCUCCGCCCGUGCUGCUAUACUCGUUCAUCGAGCAGACGCUCCAGCCAGGACCAGCCGUGUCCUUAAAAUGUUCCGCCGCGGGAAACCCUACACCUCAGGUAUCGUGGGCGCUGGACGGUUUUCCCUUACCGACUAAUGGAAGAUUCGUCAUCGGCCAGUACGUGACGGUGCACGGCGACGUGAUAUCUCACGUCAACAUAAGCCACGUGAUGGUGGAGGACGGAGGCGAAUACUCCUGCACCGCGGAAAAUCGCGCGGGAAAGGUGACACAUGCUGCGCGGCUGAAUGUUUACGGACUGCCGUACAUACGUCUCAUCCCGAAAGUGACCGCGGUCGCCGGCGAAACUUUGCGUUUGAAGUGUCCGGUGGCCGGAUAUCCGAUUGAUGAGAUCAAGUGGGAGCGGGCGAAUCGCGAAUUACCGGACGACCUGCGGCAGAAGGUGCUGUUGGACGGCACUCUGAUGAUCAGCAGCGUGCAGAAGAAGGGCGACGCCGGCGUGUACACCUGCUGGGCGCGAAACAAGCAAGGCCACAGCGCCAGGCGCUCCGGCGACGUCGCCGUGAUCGUUCCUCCCAAAAUUAGCCCGUUCACGGCAGAUCGCGACCUGCACCUCGGCGAGCGCACCACCCUGACGUGCUCGGUGACCAGGGGCGAUUUGCCGCUGUCCAUCACGUGGCUCAAGGACGGACGCUCGAUGGGGCCGUCGGAGCGCGUGACUGUCACCAAUAUGGACCAGUACAAUAGCAUACUGAUGAUUGAAAGUUUAUCUCCAGAUCACAACGGCAACUACUCGUGCGUGGCCCGUAACGUGGCCGCAGAGGUAUCGCACACGCAGCGGCUUGUGGUUCAUGUACCCCCUAUUAUUGAGCCAUUUACGUUCCAAGAGGGACUAUCCGAGGGGAUGCGGACGCGGACGGUGUGCGGGGUCGCGGCGGGGGACCCACCCCUAACCAUAUCCUGGCUGAAAGACGGCCAAAGUCCUUUUCCCCUGCCACCGAAUCUCGCCUCCGUCGCAAACGUCUCCCAACUGGAUCCUUACUCGAGCCUCCUCAGUAUAACGAACCUCGCGGCCGAGCACUCCGGCGACUAUACCUGCGUCGCCGCGAACCCCGCCGCCGAGGUCAGGUACACGGCCAAGCUACAGGUAAAAGUGCCGCCCAGGUGGAUUGUCGAACCGACCGACGUGAGCGUCGAGAGGAAUCGCCACGUCUCGCUGCACUGCCAGGCGCAGGGGGUCCCGACGCCGACGAUUGUGUGGAAAAAGGCCACCGGAAGCAAAGCCGGUGAUUACGAGGAGUUGCGCGAGCGAACGUAUACGAAAAUCCUCAGCAACGGCACGCUGCUGCUGCAACACGUGAAAGAGGACAGGGAAGGCUUCUACCUGUGCCACGCGAGUAACGGCAUAGGAAGCGGUUUGGGCAAGGUCGUGCAAUUGAAAGUCAAUUCGUCUCCGUAUUUCGCGGCGCCGUCGCGGCUUGUAACCGUAAAGAAGGGGGACACGGCGACGUUACACUGCGAGGUGCACGGCGAUAAGCCGGUUACCGUCACCUGGCUGAAAGGCGGCAAAACCGAGCUGAAUCCCUCGACGAAUUACCGCGUGGCAGUGAAGCAGGAGGUGACGCCGGACGGUGUCAUCGCGCAAUUGCAAAUCUCAUCGGCGGAGGCCACGGACAACGGCGCAUACUUCUGCCAAGCGAGCAACGUUUACGGCCGCGAUCAGCAGCUGGUGCAACUCCUCGUGCAAGAGCCGCCACAACCACCGAAUGCCCUAGAAACUGCCAUGGUGGCGAGUCGAAGCAUUAACGUUAAGUGGCAGCAUAAAGCACAGGACACCAGCGAGGUCAGCAAAUAUAUUCUUCAAUAUAAAGAGGGCGAAGGUGGAAUGUGGCAACAGCAGGAAUUCACGGGGCCACCCCUGCCGUACGCGGCGUUAAUUGACGACUUGAAACCCGCUACGAGGUACACCAUACGCGUGAUAGCAGAAGGACCGGCUGGUCGGUCAGUCCCUUCGGCGGAACUCAUCGUCAGGACAGAACCGCAGAGACCAGCUGGUCCGCCAAUGAAUCUCGCAGCCAGAGCGCUCUCCUCGUCCGAGAUUCUCGUCACUUGGUCACCGCCAUUGCCGGAACUCCGUCACGGUGACAUACAGGGCUUCAACGUCGGCUACAGAGAAACGAGCCUGAACAAUCCGUCGUACAACUUUAGUUCCGUGUCAGGCGACGGAGAGGAAGGCGGCGGCGAGCUUCGACUGACAGGUCUCAGACCUUAUACUAGGUACACCCUGGUCGUUCAAGCGUACAACCAAGUCGGACCAGGACCUCUGUGCGAGCCGUUGCUCACACAGACCUUGGAAGACGUGCCCAGCAUGCCACCGGACGACGUGAGAUGCGCGGCUCUCACCUCUCAGUCCCUGCAAGUGUCCUGGCAGCCGCCGCCUAACACGCACAGCAACGGCAUCGUCCAGGGCUACAAACUGAAUUAUGAGCCAAUCUUAGCGGACGCGUGGCGCGGGGUGGACGAGAUGGAGGUACGCAAGACAAGUGCUUUGACGACCGUUCUAACUGGGCUCAGGCGGUACACAAAUUACACCAUUCAAGUGCUGGCUUACACCAGAGUCGGAGACGGUGUGCCCUCCACGACGAUUUACUGCCAAACGGAGGAAGACGCGCCGGGAAGUCCGGCCGAUAUUAAAGUCGCCGUGAGCUCGCCGCAGGCUCUCUUCAUCUCGUGGCUGCCGCCACUCGAGCCAAACGGAGUUAUCACGAAAUACAACCUUUACACAAGAGUCAUGGACGGUCGAGAGGAGCUGAAUCACGGCAAGAAGUCUUUGCCGGCGACAAGCACGUACUUCGAGGCGACCGACUUACAGCAACACGUGGAGUACCAGUUCUGGGUGACCGGAAGCACUCGCGUUGGCGAGGGUCAGAGCUCGAAGGUGGCCGCUCAAGUGCCGACGAAUCGAGUGCCGGCGAGAAUCACAUCCUUCGGCGGGCACGUGGUGCGUCCGUGGCGGGGUUCAGUGACUCUGGCGUGCAACGCGGUCGGCGAUCCCACGAGGGAAUGGUACAAGGGUACCACUGAGCCGAUACGCACGGAUUCAGCCAGAAACCUGCAGAUCCUGCAGACCGGAGAGCUCGUGCUGUCGAACUUGCAGUCGCAGGACAGUGGCAAUUACACCUGCCAGGUGGAAAACUCGCAGGGCAGCGACAAGCUGCACUACACUCUGACGGUGCAAGUGCCGCCUAGCGCGCCGGUGUUGUACGUAACCAGUUCCACGUCGAGCAGCGUGUUAUUGCACUGGAAAUCCGAGCAUAACGGCGGUGCGCCGCUGACAGGCUACACAUUGUAUUAUCGGACUACUCACGGCACUCUCGAUGAGUUACAGUUAUCCCGCCACGCUACCAGCCACGAACUUAAGGGUCUGCUAUGCGGUAACACGUAUCAGUUGUACCUAACGUCGCACAACAAGAUCGGCAGCAGUCCGUCGUCGCCGGUGCUUUCCGUUCGGACUCAGGGCCAAGCCCCAGGAAUUCCACCCGCGACUGCCUUCCUCAGCCCGAACUCCACCACGCUGGUGUUGCGACUGCACGUGUGGCCCGAUAACGGGUGCCCCAUCAAGUACUUCGUCAUUCAGUAUAGGCCGGCGAACGAGUUCCACUGGACUCUGGUGUCGAACAGCGCCAAGAUGCAGCGGCGAUUCGUAGUGACGAAUCUGACGCCCAGCUCAGUCUAUCAGCUGAAAGUCGAGGCUCACAACGUAGCCGGCAGCAAUCAUGCGGAACUCACAUUCGUGACGUUGACGAAAGAAGGUGAACUACCGCCUCCAGGACUCUCGAAGCGCGGCAUAACGGCGGUUAUGCCGUUUUACUCAGACGUGAAGGUGAUCUUGCCGUUGAUCGUGGCUACCGUCGCGUUGGUCGCCGCGGCGGUGAUCGUCGCCUUUCGUUGGAGGAACAGAUACUUGGGGGAUCGAGUACAACGGCCGAUGAAGGAGUCGCAGGAGAACCAACAGAACGCCGAGACGCAGCGAGAGCGUUACUACGCCACGAUACACAAGGUGGCCCUGCAACAGACGGCGAAUACGGGUGGCGGGCCCGACAAGAUUCCAGGUGAACCUUUGUUACGAUACGGACAAGCAUCAGAGACAGCGGAGGACAUUUCGCCGUACGCUACGUUCCAGCUUUCGGAGGGUGGCGGGGGAAGCCUGGCAGGGUUGGGCGCAUUGGGAGGACUGGGAGGCGCGGCGGAGGCAUCAGCGGCCGGUCUACAUCCGAACAACACUCUUCUACACAGCUUCAUGUAUCACGAGCACGCCAUGACCGAAGGAUGCGCGAGUCCCCCACCGGCGGCGACGAGCAUGAAGAGCGUCUCGUCGAGAAGGCGACAGCAGAGAAAGCAGCAAACCCCGGGCGAUGUCGAGAGCGACGAGAGCGAAUCUGACCCGGACCAACUGAUCAGCUCCCGCACGGAGUCGUCGAAUCAACUGGACGCUGGCAAAUUAAAACAUAUUCGCGCAGUCUCGGACUUUAUCUAUCACGGCACGUCGAGCACCUCUUCGGACAUUUCACCCAUGUCGGAGCAGAAGUCGCUGCCGCGAAGGGGGCGGUCCAGAUGGCAUGUUCCCAGCAGGAGCUCUCUACGCACGCUACUGCCGCCAAUCUCGGUCGCGGAGACCGCGUUCGUCGGCGGCAAUCAGGGGACCGUGGUGCCCACGCCGGGCAACGGCGAUCGGCCGGAGCUCAGCGAGGCCGAGUGCGACAUCGACUCCCUGAAGAAACUGAAACUGGGUCUGAGGAGCUCCCUGUGGUCGCGACCGAGCACUCAGAAUAAUCCCUCCUCGGAUUACUCCAUCGCCGUUUAAUCUGCCCUCCCCCAUCCAUCCAGCUCCUUUUUCCCGCCCUGUCUCUCUGUCCCACGCGACAUCACUCUUCCACGGUAUAUAGCUCUCAUCCCCCUCGCAAUCCUACGGGCCAAAGAUUAGGUAAAAUUGAUCUUACCCUUCGUGUCUCGUCGAGGAUUCCCUCAUGGCCGCGUAGGGCCACUCGACUGCCACGGCCACGUCUCUGUCGACGAUAGGUAAAUUUUACGUUCUACUUGUUCACGACGACCGAUAGGGAGAGACGUGAGUAGACAAAAUCGAGGGGAAAGUCGAGACAACGAGGGUGGAUGCGCGAAUAACGAAGGACAACGUCGAGCUGAUAGAAAGAUAACUGGUCGCUUGAGUUACACCAAGCUUGUCACCGUGCGAGACUUCUUUCGACUCUUAGGAUCUUUAGACGGAGACGCGGCCUUCGUUCACAGCUCACCGAUCUUGCCUCGUUGUCCUCCUAACGAGUGAGCGCGUCACCUCGUUAAUCGAUAUCGAAAGAGCUAGUCGAAAGUAUCUAAAAGCGUGUUGCGUCUGUCUCCUCUUCCUUGCUGCGUGACGCGACGCGUCGCGAGAUGAUACACGUGCGUGGAGUGCGUGAGUGCGUGAGUGUGAGUCCCGAGCGAGUGCGUGGAUGAUGGUCGAAUCGCGCGUGCGAAUGCGUGCCAAAACGACAAUUUGCUCAGACCUGCUGCGAGUCGUUCGCCGGCGGGCGAUCCAUUCGAGACCAAAGACUUAAUCAUACGAACAGAGCACGGGAGAGUCCCUCGCGAAUGACGAAUUAAACGGAUGGCAUGCUGCAUCCGCGCGACCCUGCGAGCUGUCGUUCCUCCCCGAGGGAGAAAUUCUCCUUUGCACCUUUGUUUCUCGUUACACUUCUAUGACCAUAUUUACUCGUAACUUCACGACAAUAUUUUUCCGAUUGGUACAGUCCCAAUCGUGUAAAUCAGUUGGAGUUUCAAGUGAGAUUCUAGGAGACAUUAGUCGUCGGGAGUAUCGUGUUCCUGACGCUCGCAAGAAUCUGUUCUGCGCGGUUAUAUGCUGGAAAAAUUAUCCGACAUUAUUUCUGUCGCGUUGUCUUUUACUUUUCUUCGCAGACGUUUGCUCUCUCCCGGGGAAAGGAAAAGAACUUGAUCUCCCUUCUAUUUCACUUAAGAGUGAAUAUAACGAAGCGGGGGAGAAGCUCUCGCCACCUUCGUGAAUACCAUGUUCGUCUGUGUUCGGAUUGUGCAAGUGUGCUAUUAGGAUCGGGACGAGAUAACGCGGGAACGGACCGGAAGGGAGAAGGAAAAUUACAGACUUCGUCUCUGUCGUUGACAUGGUUGGGCUCUGUUGCGUUGUAAAGUUUAUAUACGUACGAAUAGCACCGUUGAUUACUUUAAGCCCGUUAUUAAUCCUAAGACUUCUAUGUAGAGCGUUUUCCGUGCGCAGAGCGAGACGAUCGAGAAGGAGAGUCGAGCGCGAAGCUACUCUUCCCGCUCUGUAAAUUUAAAAGGAGAAUCGACUCUGUGGUCUCUCCCUUCUGUCUCUCCUUCUCUCUCCCUCUCUCUCUCUCUCUCUCUCUCUCUCUCUCUCUCUCUCUCUCUCUCUCACUCUCUUCUUCAAUCUCUCUUCUAAUGUCGCGCACUUCGACACUUCGUGAACCGACACGACCAAUCACACUGCUGUAAUACGAUAAGUCGUGCGUGCCAGCGGGGCUCAGACUCUUCAGACUGAAAAAUCGAAAGUACCGUAAAAAUCGCCAAUAGAAUUAAUCGAGAACGCGCGUAUCCUACUGCGCCGCGGAGCUUCCAAUAACUUCCACUGCCAUACCGCGAGCUAAUCACGACUACUUACUGCCGUACACGGGAACAGGGGUGCUCAUAGGCGGUGUCGCUUUAAGCACCCCCGAACGAGGAAUGAAAGGGAAGAACAGAGAACGCGAAAAAGGAAGGCGCAGAAGUCGUUUUUGUAACUUUUACUGUUCGCGAAAUGACGCGAGUUUCUGGGCGCAACCGUUCGACACCCUUUUUUCUCUGCCGCGGACAGGCGCGGCUGUGAGACUCUAAAUAGUUAAGUACGCUACAUGAUGUUUUAUAUAUCCGGACCUGCGAUUGUGCGCACGAGUACUUCCACUUUUCCGGUUUAUUCGUGGUGCGAACGGAGACCGUGCCGAAGAAACUCGGAAGAGGAAGUUCAUUAGUCGCGCGAUAACGUCGAGCGCGAAGAUGUCGCGAGGCGACGACGACGACGACGACUACGAUGAAAAUCGAGACGAGCCGUGUGCGCGACACUACGAAGACGAGGCCGUAGGUAUACCCGUACGUGAAUAUACAUAUAUUUGAGUACACGGGCAUCAACAAGCGCGUGCAUACAGCGGAUGUACGACGCAUACGUUAAUGUACAUAAGGGAAGCACGUCAAUCAAACUCGUAGUGUUCGAUUCAUUUGAUGGAGCGACCAGCCCUCUCCCAUUCGGCGAAGAAGCGGGGGGAGGGGGACGGCGGUGACGGCGUGCGCGAAGUGCGAUUCGUCAUGCACCGAAAGAGAAAGGUACUUGAGCAUUUACAACGGACUAUGAAGUUUAUUCGUCGAGAUAAACCUUAUUUCGCAGAAGUGAACCUGGUUUUACGGAAAUGGAGCCUGCCCCGUAUUCUGAACUCUCCUUUAUCGCCGCAGGCGCCUCCAAAAGUGGCUCAUAUGCCUCGGAUUGGCUAUGAACCGUUUUUGGAGACGCACUUAGCUGUGAAAGAAAGCUCGGGGUGUGGGCCGUUGCACUCCACAAACAAAUUUUCGGGUGUUCUCUUCUCAGUGCGGCGCAUUUUUGCCGGACACUUCUCGUCGACGCGCGAUUUUUCUAUACUUUUCUCUCCUGUCGUUUCUCUUGCGUCACGGGCCGACCGAGUUCUGUCAGUCUCUCGUCGUGACCUUUCCCAGCGGGACCAGUUGCUCUUUGUUGCCGGUGAUAAUCAUAAUCGCGAGAGUGGACAAUGGACAAAAUUGUUGCCAACGGCACGUGCCCGGCACGACCUCUCGGGCGACCGAUCAACGAAUUUUUUACACAUCAUAUAGAACACACACACCGCGCGAAUCUUUCACGAGAGCAAACCGGAUUAAGCGACGCACCACCUGCCGUUUAUCCGAGCCGUCCACUCGAGACUACACGUCGAUCUCUCGUCGACGUGGCCUUUUCAUCCUGUUUUUUACAUCGGAUUUACGUUAAACCGCGAAUCGUUACACGGUCCUCGAGGGAUGAUGCGGUGACAUAACUCGGUGCAUCCUCUCGUCACCCCCUAUGAUAAUCCCGAGAUGAUCCGCGCAGCGCUUCGAGAACGUCGCGCUUCGAUUGUCGCGUCGAUACGCGUCGGUGAGUGAGCAAAUCAAACGGACAAAUUGUUAUUGUAACUGCGUUUAACGUCGUUGUAAGGAGAUGAGGAAGAAGAAGAAGCGCAGCGAGUGCACCGCGAAAGAAGGGUUCAGUCGUGGCGCGAGAUCGCGCGAGAAGUCACACCGAGCGAGCUCCGCGAUGAUCGAGCUGCUGCUGCUGCUGCUGCUGCUGCUGCUGCUGCUACCCGCGACUUUCCUCCUCUCCGUUCCCCCGCGAGCGUGGAGGAGAGGUGUUGUACGAUUAAACGAAUUGUGCGAUUGAAUUUAAACUGUAUUAAAUCUGUGGUACGGCGUUUCGAUGCAUUGUGUCGAUCGUAGAAUCGAUUAAAUAAAUUGAUAUCGUGUAAGGUAA
Messenger RNA from Odontomachus brunneus, 10360 nucleotides. RefSeq names its product Down syndrome cell adhesion molecule-like protein Dscam2 (gene Dscam2). Lineage: Eukaryota; Metazoa; Arthropoda; Insecta; Hymenoptera; Formicidae. The record is from RefSeq and is a predicted model, not a curated record. Gene Ontology annotation, molecular function: protein binding. The transcript has 31 exons. Gene Ontology annotation, biological process: axon guidance; cell-cell adhesion. Bases 518 to 6637 code for a protein of 2039 amino acids. Gene Ontology annotation, cellular component: plasma membrane; axon.